AUUAUAUCAUCGAGUUACAGUUAUGUGUUUUGUAAUCCACCCAUUUUUUGUUUCAUACUUUGUUACACAAUCAACUCAUUCUUCCAACGAUAGAUUGUCCAAAACACGUUUCGAGUGAAGCAUGUCAAGACGCAAUAACAUCAAAUACAAUGUGCAUUUGGUGUGAAACAGCCAACAUGUGCAUUACUAGCAACGAUAAGGAUAUUCAUAAAUUCAAAGUAAAUGGUUGCCAGGGCAAAAGCUCGAUUGUCACGGUUCCCACUACACCAACACUUGCAGCAACUACUGAAACUGAUCUGGGAAAUGAAUUGAAGAAGACUAGUGGAAGCACUGAAUCACAUUUGAACAUGACUACAGAUACAACAACUCUAGCAACUACUGAAACUGAUCUGAAGAAGACUAGUGGAAGCACUGAAUCACAUUUGAACAUGACUACAGAUACAACAACUCUAGCAACUACUGAAACUGAUCUGAAGAAGACUAGUGGAAGCACUGAAUCACAUUUGAACAUGACCACAGAUACAACUGAAGACACUGAGGAAAGAAAAUCACUGCAAUAUGCCUUAGAUUAUAAUGAAAUAGUGAAAAUAGGUUCAAAAUGGAGAAGUCACUUAGCUGAGGCAAUGUGUAAUCCCAAAUCAAAUCAUCAGUUCCAUUUACCGGCACACGAAAUUGCAGCAACCAAAUAUACAGUUAUUAAUGAUGAUGAUUCUCUUAGCAGCUACGGUGAUAGUGGUCAUCGUGAAUAUAAUUAUGAUCGUCUACUGAACAAAGACAAUUUGGCGAUAUUUAUAUUACGGAUAAAAGAAGUAAGUUUGACUAAAUCAACCACAAAUAUGAGUGAGUUACCUGGUUUUUAA
Messenger RNA from Schistosoma margrebowiei, 860 nucleotides. The record is from the annotation of a GenBank genome assembly. Lineage: Eukaryota; Metazoa; Platyhelminthes; Trematoda; Strigeidida; Schistosomatidae.